This is a messenger RNA of Lolium rigidum, 959 nucleotides long. RefSeq lists its product as uncharacterized. Bases 208 to 507 code for a protein of 99 amino acids. Lineage: Eukaryota; Viridiplantae; Streptophyta; Magnoliopsida; Poales; Poaceae. The record is from RefSeq and is a predicted model, not a curated record. The transcript is spliced from 4 exons.
GGCGAAUCAGAGGCGGGCUCACCCUGGAGCUCCACCUUCACCUGCACGCCCUCAAUUCUAUGGCGUGCGGCGGCCCGAGCGCAUCCCCGACCACGAAGGCGCAAUGACCAGUGCACACUAGGAGAUGGACCUCUGCCAGUGACUCCUCCACGGACAAUAGCAAGCUGAACAUAAAAGGCUGCGACAGAUGACCCGUCUCUUCUGCAGAUGCGUGUCCUCCGUCUGUGCCUUUGCGGCCAGGAGGCACAAGGAGCAGUGAGGUCGGUGGUGCUACAAAUCCUCACGUAUUUGAUGGAAUGUCCCACAGCUGACGAGAUGGAUGGUGUGCUCAGUCCAAGAAGAGUGGUGUUAAUAUUACCAAGAAGUAGACUUCUGUCAAUUGUUCUCGGGUCAAUUUUUAAACGGGGAUCCUUGGUCCUCUCUCCAUGUACAGAAGGUCAGAAGAAGUGCAAGCUUAACCAUUCUUUUCUGGAUUUAUUUGCGCCUACAGGUUUGUAUGAACAGUAGGUGCAUAUGAAUAGUAGGUGUCACAUACACUUCCAUGCCAAUACCAUGUCCCAACAAAUCUCAACUAGUAAUAAAAAUUCAUGUACGUGUCAUUGUUCUCAUAGCAAACAACAUCAUUGGAGGCCAGGUCUGCCUCUUCCGUUAGGUUUCCAAAUGGUUGAAUUUUUGCUGCAGUCUAUGCAAAUCUGGAAGAACCUGUGGAGCUUUCUUUAUGGACCAUGAUAGAUUCACAUCUGUCAUUUUCAGGCCAGACUAACAGUACAUGCCUACCUAUGUGUGUUAUUUAACUUCUUUCUUCAACAGCAUUUAUUAUGAACUAAGGAUUCAUUUAGUGCUUGAAAAUAAUCUACUUUCCAUGAUGUUCACCCCGCUUUCGGAAGUACACCAGAUAUGUAUAACUUUCCUUUUGAUCAUUCCAACUAGCAUGCAAUUAAAUGCCUUUUUAUUUGAAA